AACGCGGUGGGAAGUGCAUGUCUCCAGGGGUGGGUGACACCCGGACUAGACAAGCGCCUGCUGCAGGAUAGCCAGAGCCCCGAGAGACAGAGGAGACCUGGGGGUGGCUUCGGGGAGCAGGCAGGCCCAGGGGCAGAAGGGAGCCCAGAACGAGGGGCAGGAGCCGGGAAGAUGACAAAGGGACACGGGCGGUAAGUGGGCAAGGCUGGGGUGGAGCCAGGACCUGGGGGGAGGGAGUUGGCAGCCCAGCCUGUGGAGCGAGGACCCAGCUCACAGGCUGACCCUCCCUCCACACCUAGAAGGGGAGGCCCCAGACUGGGAGGGUGCUGCCUGGCCUGCAGCCCGCAGCCCACAGGUGUGAGGAGUGGGCAGUGGCUCACGCUGGGACCUCCCCGCCCCCCAGACACGGUGCUGCAUGAGGGGCCGCAGGGGCGAUCGCAUGACCAUCAACAUCCAGGAGCACAUGGCCAUCAACGUGUGCCCCGGGCCCAUCCGGCCCAUCCGCCAAAUCUCUGACUACUUCCCCCGCCGGGGACCAGGACCUGAAGGGGGCGGUGGUGGAGGGGGCCUUGGGGAGGCCCCUGCUCGCCUGGCCCCCCUGGCCCUGGCCCCCCCUGCAGCCCUCCUGGGGGCCACCACACCCGAGGAUGGAGCUGAGGUGGACAGCUAUGACUCGGAUGAUGCCACCACCCUGGGCACGCUGGAGUUUGACCUUCUCUAUGACCAGGCCUCCUGCACUUUGCACUGUAGUAUCCUCAGGGCCAAGGGCCUCAAGCCCAUGGAUUUCAAUGGCCUGGCCGACCCCUACGUCAAGGUGCACCUGCUGCCUGGAGCCUGCAAGGCCAAUAAGCUAAAAACGAAGACGCAGAGGAACACUCUGAAUCCCGUGUGGAACGAGGACCUGACGUACAGUGGCAUCACGGAUGAGGACAUCAGCCACAAGGUGCUCAGGAUCUCCGUGUGUGACGAGGACAAGCUGAGCCACAAUGAGUUCAUCGGAGAGAUCCGUGUGCCCCUCCGCCGCCUCAAGCCCUCACAGAAGAAGCAUUUUAAUAUCUGCCUUGAGCGCCAGGUCCCGCUGGCGUCACCCUCUUCCAUGUCGGCAGCGCUGAGGGGCAUAUCCUGUUACCUGAAGGAGCUGGAGCAGGCGGAACAGGGGCCUGGGCUGCUGGAAGAACGAGGGCGCAUCCUGCUGAGUCUCAGCUAUAGCUCUUCACGCCGCGGGCUACUGGUGGGCAUCUUACGCUGUGCCCACCUGGCUGCCAUGGACGUCAAUGGCUACUCCGACCCCUAUGUCAAGACGUACCUGAGGCCAGAUGUGGAUAAGAAAUCCAAGCACAAAACAGGCGUGAAGAAGAAGACUCUCAACCCAGAAUUUAAUGAGGAGUUUUUCUAUGAGAUGGAACUCUCAGCUCUGGCCACCAAGACUCUGGAAGUCACAGUCUGGGACUAUGACAUUGGCAAAUCCAACGACUUCAUUGGGGGCGUGUCCCUGGGACCUGGGGCCCGGGGAGAGGCCCGGAAGCACUGGAAUGACUGUCUGCGGCAGCCAGACUCGGCCCUGGAGCGCUGGCACACCUUGACCAGCGAGCUGCCCCCUGCAGCCGGGGCUCUGCCCUCAGCCUGAGCUAGGCAAGCAGCUGCCCAGCACAGGCCCCUCAGGGCUGGGUCCAGCACCCAACCUUCCCACGAGUGUGUUGCACGUUUACACGGGGUGGAUGCCCCGCCCGCCCUGCACUACCUGUCUUACUUCGUGAGAAUCUCUGUGACUGUGGGUCUGUCUUGUGAGGGACUGUGGAGAUCUGUAUUCACAUAUGCAAACUUCCUCCUGCCUGACUCGCUACUACAU
Molecule: messenger RNA, 1849 nt
Organism: Myotis davidii
Lineage: Eukaryota; Metazoa; Chordata; Mammalia; Chiroptera; Vespertilionidae
Gene: DOC2A
Product: double C2-like domains, alpha
Exons: 10
Coding region: 416-1627 (403 amino acids)
Cellular component (GO): membrane
Source: RefSeq, a predicted model, not a curated record